This is a messenger RNA of Phymastichus coffea, 2577 nucleotides long. RefSeq lists its product as uncharacterized. The coding region runs from base 193 to 1248 and encodes 351 amino acids. The record is from RefSeq and is a predicted model, not a curated record. The transcript is spliced from 5 exons. NCBI's taxonomy places the organism in Eukaryota, Metazoa, Arthropoda, Insecta, Hymenoptera, Eulophidae.
AAGAAGGACGAGACGACGCAUUGAUAUUCGGCGAUACAUUACGAUUCAUCUUUAUUAAUACUCGACCAGUGAAACUAAAGUUUAGUUUAGUCAAGCCAGUGUGAAAUUUUUUGGUUUUGUCGCCGAAAUGCAAGAGGCCGCGUGACGGUUUAUUCAUUGUGGUGAAUUAACGUGUGGAUUCGCUCAUUCAUCAUGCUAACGUAUUGGGUUGUGCUGUUAUCGUCGUUGCUCUUACGCCAAGUCGCCACAGGUGCCGAGUGGAGUUUCGACGCGGAUGACUCACAGCUGAAUUUGCAACAGGUGCACGAGGAGACCGGCAAUUAUCCCGAGCAAGAAGGCAUUCAACGAUUCGAAUGCCCCGCGGGAUUCUUCCGAUUAAGACGUUAUUGUUACUAUCUGAGCGCUGGCACAGCUUCAUGGAGGGACGCUCACUUUCAGUGCACCGCGAGAAACGCCACGCUUGCCGUGCUCAAUCGCAACGGCAAAGAUAAGAUGCUGAGGAAGUACCUUCUAGGUGACCAGUUCAGCAGACUGGAGAGAUGGAUCGGUGGCAUCUACAACUGGCGUCAGAUGAUUUGGGAAUGGGGCGUGACCGGCGAGAAGGUGCUAUUUCGGAACUUCGGCAAUUGGACUGCAGCAACUAUGGCCCGAGAGCAUGAGUGCAUGGUCGUUGAUCCGGCGAUUAAGUACAAAUGGAGCGCACGCGGGUGUUUCCAGCAAAAGUAUUUUAUAUGCGAGGCACCGGCUGGACGCAUUCUAGGUAAAAGUAGGCGUCGUAAAAACAUAAGCGACCCGCAUGCACCGCAGAAUCAACGAAUAAGAUCUAACGCUAAGAACGAGAAUAAACGUGCAAGAAGUGAAUUGAGGCAGCAGCAUCAACAACGUCGAGACAAGAAUGGGUCGCUCAAAUCUAUACGGAAAAAGAAUUGGCAUCGACAACACGAAGACAACCAGUUCUGGGCCCACGGCAUCAAGUUUGGCUCGCGCCCGCCAAAAGGUUUGCGACGAACACGUUUGCACAAGAAAGGCAAACACUCGAAGAAGCAGCCACGAUUCUACAAGAAAAAGAUGGCAAUACUCGAACCACGAAUCGCACAGAUAAUACCGAAAGCAGGUGAAUUCGGCACUUUCUCGGCUAAUAAAUCACCAAUCGGUCCAUUAGCUUUAGCAGAAGAAAAAGUUCUAUUUCCACCAUCCUACGAUGCUAGAAGCGUAUUCACAAAUGAAGAAAUUCUCAUCAAAACAUGAGCAAGAUGUGAAUGAAGAGAGAAGACUGGUAAAAAUGUGCGUUUUGCGAAAGUUGAGAAUUUUAACAAGAAAAAAGAGUACCAGUGUAUUUUCUACAUAAGUAUUUAUAUGCCCUAUCAUAUAUGGCGGAAACAAAUCUAUUGAAUUUGAAUUAUUUAUUUCGCUCGGAAGUUUUCGUAGACCAAUGCCUGUUCAGUACAUUUGUUUCCAACUGAUGAUAUUUAUUAUUUACUAUUACGUAAGUACGUAUUGUCAGCUGCGAUGAAAAAAAAUGAUUUUAACGUCGACAGCAUAAUUAUAUUUCAACAUUUGACAGUAUAUCACCAGUACCGUUUUGUGUUUUUAUGUAAGUGUAAAACUAUCAUAGCGAGCGUAGCUCAGAUGAGACUCCAAUCGUAAAAAAGGUAGAGGGGUUUACUACUAGUCGAUAGACAGAAACUAAGCGCUCUUAAAAGCCACGUGAGGAGUCUCGUUUUCUUCGAGUGAUAAAAAAACGGCGUCUCGAGACAAGAAAUGUGCGUGUCUGUGUGUGUGUGUGUGUGUCUGUGUGUGGUUUAUAGAUUAUGAGACGCGCAAUAUGGCAUUUCCAUUAACCGUAAUAGCAACUAUUUACUUCUCCAGUAUUUAAUUAUUGACGAGCUGAAUGAAUUGACAUAUCCGCGUUCUUUUUAUUCGAAAGUACCCAGUGAAAAAUGUCAUUGGCAAUUGUGUGGAUUAUUUUUAGGAAUUUAUAAUAUAAAGGGCUGAAAAACACAGCUACACUGUACUUUUAAUUGUAGUAAAAAAUAAUUUAACAAUCUAAUAAAAUAAGCUUUGACAUUUCUUACUAGAUAUCAAUCAAUAUAUAAGAAUGUUAAUCUAUGUGCAUUAUAAAUUUUACAAUGACCUUUUUCAAUAUAUUAAAUAAUAGUUGUUAUCUUUUACGAGUGACCUCCAACUUCUUUAACCGGUUAUUAUAUAACUAUUGAUUUGCGCAAAUUUAAAACCUUAAUCAAUUAACAUUGUACCAACAGUCUUAUAAUUUUUAGCAAUAACAAAUUUAAUGUUUACUGCCAGAAGAAAGUGUAUUUAGUAGAAUGUCAUCAAUCACGAUUUCUCAAGUUUUUAUCGCGUAAAAUCUGAAUUUCUUCAGUACAAGUGAAGUUUAAAUUGUUAUUUUAAUAAAUUAUCUCGUAAGGAAUGGUGUAAUCUGAUUAUAUUAAAUAGAAUAAAUUGAAAUGUUAGUGUGAUUACUAACUAUAAAAUAAAAAAAAAGAUAUUUGUGAAUAACAUAAUAUAGCACUUAAUUUGUUAACUAUCCACACAUUUUUAUACUAAACUGCUUGUAAA